AUGGAUAAAAUAAGAGAAAAAUCACCCACUGAAAUCAUACUUGAGCGAAAGUUAUUAACUGCUAGCAAAGAAAGCAUUGACGAAGAAAUUCCAAAUACAAAAUACAAUUUUUUUAAAGAAAAAGCAAAAGAAAUUAUUGAUUUUCAUUUGAACGAAGACAACGGCUCAAGAAAAACAUUGAAUUAUAUAGAAACACAGGGACUAAAAAGAAGUAUGUUCAAGGAAGAAGAGGAACCACCUAAGCUAUCAUCAAGCUCUCAGCGACAUUUAAAAAACAAAAAUAUACAAAUUAAUGAGCUAUUUCAAAACGAAAUUUCAGGCCAAUCUGAUUUUCUGAAAAUCAAAGACCUUAUGACAAAACAGAAUAUUUCAUUAGAAAACGCUAUAGAAAGCAUUAAAAAAAUUAAAAAACCUCUUACAGCUAUCAGGAGCUCCAACAGCAAAGAUUAUACAAACGACCAAGCAUCCGAAAUUGAAGAAAUUGCAUUAUAUCUCUCUAAAGAAAUAGAAAAAACUGCGUCUUCAUUCCGAGAGGUCCUAAGGCUCAUUGAGCAGCUGAGCAAGAUUUCUGCAUUAGAAAAAGCUGACAUUAAAAGAGCAAUGAAAGAAGAUAUGGAAGCAGCAAAAAACAAAGCCAAAAUAAAAUACGAGAACCAAUUGAAAGCUAUAAUUGAACAUAAUAAAGAGCUGUCCUCAAAUAAAAGACGCAGCAUUUCUGAAGAUGAUCACAAUGAAAAAAUCGCCCAGCUUCAAUCUAGCUUAAAAAAAUUGACUGAGUCCUACAAUGAAAGUAUUGAAAACUCCAAAAGAAAAAAUAUCGAAACUAAUAAGCUUCAAAACAAAAUAAUUUCACUUAAUGAAGAAAUUGAACAUCUUCAUGCUGAUAUUGAAAAUUUCCAAGCAAUAAUUAAAUCACAACAGUCUGUUGACUCUUCUCAGUCAGCAAACUUAAGAGCAGAAAUCAAUUACAUGCGUGAUAUGCUAAAUAAAUCUAAAAAAGAGCUAGAAAUUUCCAGAAAAACAGACACAGGCAAACUUGCAAAACUAGAAGUCAUGAAGGAAAGAGAAAUAGAAAGGCUUAAAUCUGAGGCAAAAAUAUUAGAAAAUCAGUUACAAGAUGCAUUAAAUCAUAUGAGGAAAGGAGAUGAGCUAGCAAGAGCUGAAAUUCAAGAUUUACAUAGAGAGGUAAGAAGAUUAGAAGAAGAAAACAAAUUGAACAGCCAGAGAUAUAAAGAAGAUAUAGAAAACCUCCACAGAGAGCUACAAGAAAAAGACAAACAGCUGCAUUUUGAAAGAGAAAAGCUAAUAACAGAAAUUGAUAUAAAAGAAGAGCUUAAAAGAAUUCAUUUAGAAUUGGAAGAAAAAGAUAAGCAGCUGUAUUUAGAUAGAGAAAGGCUGAUGGAAGAAAUUGACGCCAAAGAAGAACUGAGACAUAAACAAAAAAACGAAUGGGGAGAAAUUUGUGACAACUUGAUUCUUGAAAUUAAAACGCUUAAAGAACAAUUAAAUGGGGCUUGUGAAGAUAAUAGAAAGCUUAUUGAAGAAUCAGCAAGGGAUCGACAAAAUAGAAUCCAAGAUGAAACAAAGAUUAAAUCGCAGAAAGAAAAGCUUAGAGAUAAGCUUAGAGAGCAAGAUAUGGAAUUAAGAAAAUUCUGGGAAGUGGUAAAAGAGCUGCAACAAAUUGAUAGAUUGCGUUAAGAUUUGUAACGCUUAAUAUCCACUAUGGGGUUACCAGCACCAGGGCUUCCUUGUUUUUGGAUGUGUUAGGUUCACAGGUUUCUGGGUUGACCUGCUUUUCCGAUAGAACCUCACUAAGGCACACUUCAAAUGGUAGUUGCCAGUUUCCACGGCUCACCUCUGCUACUUCUUUGGCGCCGUCUGAGAACUAAGGCUUCUUGCUGCCACUGAAUAGAAGUGCUAAAACCAUAGGUCUUUCAUCUUCCUUUGGGCUUGCCAGAGGGUACUCCUCCAAGUUGUUUAUCAGUCUUCAUUGGGAUAGAAUUCAUAUAAAAACCAAAAUUUUGAUCAGCAGAUUGGCAGCUAACGAAUGCCACAAUUUUAUGAAUAUGCUACAAAUAAAACACAGCUAAAGGAAAAAUUGAUUUCAAUGAUAUCAGAUCUCUAAUGAACGUUAAAGGCUUGGCAAGGCAAAUUAAACGAGCACAAAAGACUUUUUAA
Molecule: messenger RNA, 2178 nt
Organism: Blepharisma stoltei
Lineage: Eukaryota; Ciliophora; Heterotrichea; Heterotrichida; Blepharismidae
Source: the annotation of a GenBank genome assembly